AUGACUAUUGCUUUCCAGUUGGCUGUUUUUGCAUUAAUUGCUACUUCAUCAAUCUUAUUGAUUAGCGUACCCGUUGUAUUUGCUUCUCCGGAGGGUUGGUCAAGUAACAAAAAUGUUGUAUUUUCCGGUACAUCUCUAUGGGUUGCAUUAGUGUUUUUGGUGGGUAUUCUUAAUUCUCUCAUCUCUUGA
This is a messenger RNA of Impatiens glandulifera, 189 nucleotides long. NCBI's taxonomy places the organism in Eukaryota, Viridiplantae, Streptophyta, Magnoliopsida, Ericales, Balsaminaceae. The record is from the annotation of a RefSeq genome assembly.